AUGACCCACGCGGCGCAGAUCACCCACAUGCAGGAGCUCGUGCACGCGUGGCAUCCGGGCUUCGUCACCCGGGCGGAAGAGGAGCUCGUGCCGGCGGCCCUGCGCAUUCAUCUGAACACCAUCCAAUCGCCCGGCCAGGGGGCCGGCUCGCCGGCCACCUCGCCCACGGCCCUGCUGGCUCGUCUUCUGGGGAAGUUCUCCCCGGACUACAUUCUGUCGGUCAUCCGGUCGGAGUUCUUUCGCGACCGGAUGUUCGAAACCCUCUGGACCAUGCAGGCCCUCAACGAGUCGGCUCUCAGCUUCUACAUUGGUCGGCUUUCGGAAAUUGCCUCCGAGAACCGUCUACUCUCCUCGGUGUCCUUCGGCCCGGGGUCGCCGCUGCAAUCCAGCAGCGGGUGCGUGGUCCAGCUGCGCGAGGCGGUCGGCGCCUUGCCGGAGGUGGCCAUCCCGCUGGAGCAAUGCAUCGCCACCGAGGCGGCCCUCCCCGUGCUGCUGGUGGCUCAAAUCCUCGGGGCCACGGACUUCCUGAUGGAGAUCACGGACAAUCUGGGCGCCGGGGCCGGGGCCGCGUCUGCCCCGGGCGAGGCUUUCCUGCUGGCGCCCACUGCGGCUCCGGCUGCGGCCACAAGCCGCUCACGUGCCGCCACGGUCACCGAGGGUGGUCCCCCGAUCCCGGCGGAGCUCGCCCCGGCGGCAUCCGAGCCUGGUCCUUCCCCGGCGGAGGAGUCCCUCCUGGCGAAGGAGCUCUCCUCGCUCCCCUCGUCCUUGGGCCUGGACCUGCUGUUCGAUGCGCCCUCCAAGGGGGGCGCCUCCUCCGGUGCCCGGGCGCCCGGGCGCCAUUCGGCCACUUCCGUUCUGUCCCUCGAUCCGACCGCCGACUCGGUGGCGGAAAUCCCGGUUCCUGUGCGGCGAAAGAAGAAGAAGAAGAGCCGCGAUGAGGCCUCACCUCGGCAGCCCUCGGCCCGGGCGUCCCGGCGGUCAUCGAUCACCUCGUCCGAACCCAGCGGCAGCAGCGGCGGCCUGGACACGCCAUACAUUGCCACCCCCCCGUCGGCGCCGGAGGAUGCGGUCAGUGCGGCUCUCACACCGGCGCCGAUCAUCAACAUUGACACAGGGUCCAUGGAUGGGCCGGUUCGGGUGUCCAAGAAGGCCACCACAGCCAGGGUUGAUGGCGAUGUCGCGGCGGCGGCGGUUGCCAUCCCCCGGCAGCGGACCAAGUCCCGGACCAAAGCGCCACCGGCACCACCCGAGUUGCCGGACUCGCCGGUGCUGGUGACCGCGGACCCACCGACGGCGCCGGUGGCAUCGCAGUGCCCAGCCGACGAGCCGGCUUCCCCAGUUGGCAGCGGCAGUAGCAGCAACAGCGGCGGCGGCGGCGGCGGCGGCAAGGAUGCCGGCAUGCCGGUCGGCCCACAUGACUCCUUCACGGAGAUCUCGGACUUCUCCACACCCGACUGCAGCCUCCCCUCGAGCCCGGGGCUCCCGGCGACCGAGGUGGGUGCCGCUGGCUCGGACUCGGGCCCGGGCCCGGGCCCGGCGGUCUUGCCGGUGCCGGUUGUCGAGGUGACCGACUGGCAAGCUGGCCAUCCGGCGGCUGGCCGGGACAAAAAGCCCCCCUCGAAGGAUGCCUCGCGCGGCGGCAAGACGACCCGGAUAAAGUCCACCUCCCGGCGGGGGUCCGUGAGCGGCCCCCCGCCGGCGGACGUCCAGCCGGAGUGCGGUGCCGCCACGCGGGCGAGCGAGUCCGCCGGCCUCCUGUCGCCGGAGGGAGGGGACCUCCUGGCGGUGGACAUGCCGCCGGUGGUUCGCGUGGGAUCCGGCUUCGUGGACCCGCCUGAUCCCUUCUCCCGGUUAUCGGUGGCGGCUCCGCGCGACUCGACCCUUUCCUUCCCCGAUGCCCUGGACCUCUCGUCGCCGGAGCUGCUGGACGCCGAGUACCUGGCCGAGGGGCAGGCGGCCAGCGCGCGGUCCUCCAGCUCGGGCUCCUCGAAUCGGGCGUCGUCGGUGACCACGGCCGCGGUCCUGCUAUCCUGGGCCGACACCCGGAAGGGGGAGGAGCCUGCCUCGGGCCCGGGGCCGACGGAGGCCGAGGCGCCCGCCUCCGACUGGGACAUCCUGGCACCGGACACCUUCGCCACCAAGCACUUCAUCACCAUGCCGGAGUACAUCCACCACCAGGUGGCCGAUCCGUUCCUGCGGGAGUUCCAAUUCUCCGAGCCCUUCAUGGCCCUAUUUUUCGAUGACGGCCUGGUCCGCGAGGAGGUCCGGUACCUGCCGUUGCUGUACUCCGACGCGCCGAUCUUCGCCCUGGACCAGGUGGCCGGGCGGAGCCCCGAGGACUUUGCCAUCCUGCUGCAGUCGGAGCCGAGCGUCAUCCGCCGGCAGGCGCCCAUCAACUCCCCGGACAGCGGUCUGCUCCUGUCGACCCUCAAGUCGGCCGUGUGGCUGGGCUCGCGAACCAGCGAGCUCGUGGCCAAUGCCACCAGCCUCCCCUGGCAUCCGGGCAAGUACAUGGCCCGGCAAAUUGGGCAGUUUUAUGAACAGUCCCCCUUCCAGGAUCGCACGUCCCCCACCACUCUCAUCUCGGACUUCCACAAGCUUGUGACCCAUCUGAAUGAGGCCUACAUGCGGGACACGGUGGUCACCGACCUGACGCCGGAUGGCACCCUCCGGACUUACAAGCACAUCGGCUCGGGCAUCUCCGCGCCGGCCCCCCAGAAGGAGGAGCCGCUGAUGGCCUGCUUCUUCUGUUCACACCCCAUCAGCACCAAUCCGCCGCUGGAGUCGACCCUGCGCACGGCCUUCGCUCGGAAGCUGGUCUCCUCGGCCAAUCGCCUGCGGGACACCCUGCUGCAGGCCGAUGCCGAUGGGGCGGAUGGGGCCAUCCAGCCGGCCUUCGCCCCGGUGAAGGCGCACUACUGUCACUUUUCGGAAAAGUGGAUCUGCGGCGGGUGCCUCUCGCCGUCCAGCUUCCCGAUCCCGGCGCGCGUGGUCAACCGCCACGAUGUCACCCCGCAAACGGUGUCCCUGAUUGCGGCGGCGGUGCUGGCCUUUGGCUGGCACCUGCCGGUGUUGGCGCUGACCGGCGACUCGGCGGAUGCUGCCCCGGCGGCCGGCGACCGGCGGCCCUCGCGCGUGGAUCAGGCCCUCCUGCUGACGCGGCGUCUGAUGGCCAGUGUCCAGCGGACCAUGAACGGCAUCAUGCUCAAUCGCCAGUGCGUCUUUGGCCCGGUGCAGCAGGUGAUCGGGAAGCGCGUGCAGGCGCCGAUGCCGGUCUUCCGCCGGGCGAUGGACGAUGUCGACGGGGGGCCCCUCGCGGGGGGGCAUCCGGCCGACAUGGAGCCCGAGGCCGACGGGCCGGCCUUUGGCCAGCUGGUGGAUCCGGCUCGGCUGCCGGAGGCCGCGCGCCCGGGAACCGGGCAGGGGGCCGUCUUCGCCGCGGCCGCCGGUCCGCGGUACCUGCUGUCGCUGGCGGAGUUCGUGUACAUCAUCCGCGACCAGGCCCCCCCGCCGGCGCUGGUGGCCCACGUCAACCAGGUUGCCCAGCAUGUUCGGUCAUGCAGCACGUGCACCGAGCGCCAGGGGUCCUUCUGUUUGAAGCCCGGGUGCCCAUGGCCGCGGGGGAUCCUCUUCCACUUCGAUGCCACGGAUUUGGUGACCGUUUGCCCGCGCUGCCGGAGCUGCUACCAUGCCCGGUGCAUCGGCCCGUCGGCCCUCGAGUCGUGUGUCAUCUGUGCCCGGCGGCGAAAGGCCGCCACCUCUGUGGCUGCCCCGCCCUCCUCCCCGGGGGGCAGCGCAUGAGCCGUGUCCUGCCACCCGCGCCCGGGCCGCCCCCCAAUGCACGCUCCAUGCUUUCUCUGCC
Molecule: messenger RNA, 3862 nt
Organism: Fonticula alba
Lineage: Eukaryota; Rotosphaerida; Fonticulaceae
Exons: 5
Coding region: 1-3801 (1266 amino acids)
Source: RefSeq, a predicted model, not a curated record